Molecule: messenger RNA, 735 nt
Organism: Drosophila obscura
Lineage: Eukaryota; Metazoa; Arthropoda; Insecta; Diptera; Drosophilidae
Exons: 1
Coding region: 1-735 (244 amino acids)
Source: RefSeq, a predicted model, not a curated record
AUGGCCGAUUUACAUGGGCCCGAAUCACAGACGAUUGGUCGGCCGGAAUUCUACAGGAAAGUGUACACCAUUCUGGUUAUUUUCGCUGGGAUUGGACUGCUGCAAGUGGUGAUUGUCAAGGCCUGCGACUAUGACUUUUACAGGGCAUGUCCUGUGCCCAGUUAUGUGUGGCUGCUCAUCGCUUUGGGCUGCCUGAUGACCCUGCUCUGUGUGCCGUUGGCUCACGAUUUUCCGAUCAACUAUCUGCUGGGAAUUAUCGCUGUCGAGGCCCUGACACUGAGUGUAUUCAGUCGAGAUUUUAUGCUCCUCAGGAUGACCUGGUCCAUGGGCAUACUGACAACGGCUAUAAUCCUCAGCAUUUGCCUCUAUUUAAUUGGAAUUUUCAUGCCGCUCAAAGUGCUGCCGGGUCCUCUGACAAUGUUCAUUAUUUCCAUUAUGGCAAUCAUCAUUUUUAUCUCAUUAUUAAUAACACGACUUGUCAUACGUGAUGAGAGUCUGGAGUUCUAUAUUACCGUCCUGAGCCUGCUGUAUGUCACACUGAUUGUCGUCUUCGUCGUCACCAUUGUCCACGACAGACGUCUGGAGCCGCUGCCCCAGGAGAAGAGCAUGCUGCCGGUCAUUGUUUUGGCUGCACUCUUCUUCUAUAUGAUCCACAUGAUCGGCGUCACUGUGCUAUACGCUGUGCACUAUCUCAAAAUCAAAUCUGCAAUAAAUCCCGAAUAUAUAAUACGCUAA